CUAUAACAAAACACCAUGCACAAGGAGCAAACGUGGACUUUGAUCUGCACAUCGACAACUUUGCCACGUUUCGUGUGGUGACGCAACACGUUAAACACUUUGUGCAGGAGCAACAGCUAGAUUGCAUACAGCUCAGAUCAUCACACAAAGAUGGAGGAGAAACAUUUGUAGAUCACUGAAGGACAAACGUUUGGAAAUUGAAACACUUUUUAGUUAAAACAAAUCAACCAUGGAAGAUAUUCUCACCAAAGGUACCGGACCCAGCAGCCGGACUGACAAUUUUGUGACUAAAAAGUCCGGGGAGCCCACCUACGGCAGUAGUAUGUCAAUCCUUCUCUUGCAGCUGACGUGCAUGAUUGCCGUGUUUCUCAUCACCCUCGCCGGAGCCCUCCUACCUCUGAAGGUGAUUGGAACAAAAGCGAGCCAGUCAAUCAAACGACGCCAGCGAUCGGAAAAGAUCCUGAGCUACUGCAACUGUCUGGCUGGGGGCGUGUUUCUAGCCACUUGCUUCCUGGGGCUGAUUCCUGCAGCCCGAGACAAAUUCCAGGAGAUUUUUCGAGAGAAGAACAUUACCACCGAGUAUCCGUUCUGUGAAGCGGUCGUGGUGCUUGGAUUUUUCCUGAUCUUGAGCUUGGAGCAGUUGGCACUGUCUUUGCAACAGCAGUGGCAGAACAGGGGCAAGGCCGACGAGAUACAGAUGAAAAAGGUCAGCCUGAAGUUCAACGCCAAGGAUGGAAAGGUCAAAGUGGACACGACUGAUCUCGAGGAUGAAGAAGAGGAUGAAGAUUUGUUUAACAGAGACUCGGACACACAGCCCAUGCUUGGGCCAGCAAAGGGCAUUACAGAGGAAAGAAAUGGGGGUUACCGAAGAGACAAUGUUUCCCGUCUUGAUGAAACAAACGAUCUUGAAGCUGGGAGCCACUCCCACAAUGCUGGUUCGCAUGGACACAGUCACCUUAGCAACAUCAACAACUCAGGGCUGCUGCGGUCACUCAUCCUCCUCUUCGCACUCUCGACGCAUUCCAUCUUUGAGGGCAUGGCUCUGGGUCUUCAGGAGGACAUCAAACGCAUCGUCUACCUCCUGAUAGCAAUGCUUGCUCACGAGAGCCUGGCUGCCUUUGCCUUAGGUGCCAGCCUCAUUAAGAAUUCCGUCAGCACCUACGCCUUUGUCAUCUACGGAGUUCUCUUCGCAGGAAUGAUUCCGUCCGGUAUCGCCCUCGGUCUCUGGAUCCGAGCCUCCCCGGGAUUCGGAGCCGUUGUCUGCUCAGCCGUCAUGCAAGCCAUCGCAGCGGGAAUCUUCAUCUUUGUCACAUUUUUCGAGAUUCUCAACCACGAGUUUGAGGUGCACAGAGACCGCCCGCAGAAAAUAGCAUUUGCCGUCCUGGGCUACGUGAUCCUUGCAGCAUUGGAGGCAGUGCAAUGAUGUAGUUUUCGUCACUUGUUUUCACUUUUAAUACCAACUUCAUAUACACCGAGCUUAUCUUUAGGCUGAAUAGGUGUGACCCUUGCUUUCAUAUGUAGCGCCCUCUGCUGAGCUUUAUUGGGAAGUGGCAGGCAAAAAUUCUCCCAUACUUGUACUGUAAUGUGUUUACUUUAUGCAUGCAUACAUAGGGAAUGUCAUAAAAACCAGCAUUUAGGCCUACAUAUUUGUCAGAUGGAUGUAUCUCACGAACCCCCCCCCCCCCCCAUAAAUUACAGUGCCUAAUUUGCAUAAUGUAUUAUAUUAAUGUACUUGCAUAAUGAAUAUGAAGAGUACAUGUAUUUACAUAAAGCCAUCUGUCAUCCUUGAAUGUUUUCUUCUACCGUUGGAAUCGUAAAUUCAAAAUUGUGACCUGUUCUGUCAAAAUUAGACUUUUCUGGGCAUAAGGUCGAAAAUGAUAUUUUUAC
Messenger RNA from Patiria miniata (bat star), 1887 nucleotides. It is a transcript of the gene slc39a3, whose product is annotated as zinc transporter ZIP3-like. Gene Ontology annotation, biological process: zinc ion transmembrane transport. Bases 230 to 1423 code for a protein of 397 amino acids. The record is from RefSeq and is a predicted model, not a curated record. NCBI's taxonomy places the organism in Eukaryota, Metazoa, Echinodermata, Asteroidea, Valvatida, Asterinidae. Gene Ontology annotation, cellular component: plasma membrane. The transcript is spliced from 2 exons. Gene Ontology annotation, molecular function: zinc ion transmembrane transporter activity.